UUGUUCGAUGAUGUGUGUGAAUCUGAUCUGUACUGCAUUGGACUGAUAUUUGCGCUUACCAGUUCGUGGUUUCAUAAUGGUAGUUACGUGCGUGGCUUUGUAAGUUUUUGCUGCAGCAUUUAGAAAGAGAUGGCCCCCAAGGGUGAUGGAAUACUUGAGUGGACAGAUGCAUUGGAGAGUGCUUUCAUUGACGUGUUGCUUGAGAAGUUCACAAGGACGCAUACUACAUCUUGAAAAGAAAAGGAUUGGCAACAAAUGAAUAAGGAGCUGGAAAAGCAAUUUCCAGGCACCACUCUCGGCAUCAAGAAGUUGCAGCAGAAGCUUCGCAGGCUGCGGACCCAAUACACGCAGUUCACUGAGCUUGUUUCGCACACUGGUGUCUGUUGGGAUGAGACAACCAACACGGUAAAGGCGAGUGCUCAUGUGUGGGACAAAUUUAUUAAGAAGAACAGUGGGUACAAGAGUUUCCAAGCAAAAGGCUUCAAGCAUUACAACUCAUUAAAUGAGUUGUUUAGAUCUAAGACAGCAACAGGUGCGUUACGAAUUUCGUCUGCAGAACCACCAAAGAGCCCAAAAACUUAUGCACGCAUGGAAGAAGACUUCCUAGCAGCAGCGGCAAAUCGGGGAAAAGAACCCGUCAAUCUUGAAGAGGGCUCCGGCGAUAGUGAUGACCCGGUCCAUGAGGUUACCGAACCUGUUGUUACAGCGUCCCGUCGGCAAGUGCGUAGAAGAAGUUGCAACGCUGACUCCCGAUUGCAAGAGUGCCUCGACAUGUUGAAGUGCAAUAUGAGCAGGAGGGAGAAGGAGAGAAUUUGUACCCCUCCGACAUCAAAGAAAAGUAAAUCUGUGACGAGCCCUCCGAAACCAGCUUCGGGUUCUAUCGAGGAGUCGAUGGCUGUACUGAAUGUUUUGCGUCCACAACUGUCCAUUGAAGAGUACCUCGUGGCCAAUGAUUGUCUAGCAAAGGAUGAGCAGACAAGGCGUAUGUUCAUGUGCUUGCUCGAUGAUACAAGGCUUCCAUGGGUUCGUCGGCUUGUUGCCCCUUGAGUGGGCAUGAUGCAUCCUCAACUCUAUCGUAAUUUCGUCUCGUUUAAAUGCUAUGACAUUAAAUAAACACUUCCCUUUUAUAUUUGUUGUGUGUGCAAGUACGUUGCUUUGAUUGUUUGCCUUGGUUAUAUGUGAAUGCUGUGCUAUUUGUCUA
Punica granatum (pomegranate) is the source of this 1201-nucleotide messenger RNA. NCBI's taxonomy places the organism in Eukaryota, Viridiplantae, Streptophyta, Magnoliopsida, Myrtales, Lythraceae. The record is from RefSeq and is a predicted model, not a curated record.